Molecule: messenger RNA, 1661 nt
Organism: Penaeus chinensis
Lineage: Eukaryota; Metazoa; Arthropoda; Malacostraca; Decapoda; Penaeidae
Exons: 5
Coding region: 431-1324 (297 amino acids)
Molecular function (GO): acyltransferase activity, transferring groups other than amino-acyl groups
Source: RefSeq, a predicted model, not a curated record
UGAUUGAAAUCGAGUUACCACAGACGAGGAGAGUUUUCGGGAGCGCAAGGGAUUUAGAGAAGUGGACAUGCUUUCUUUUUCUUUCUUUUUCUCUCUUUCAAAGGAGGAAAUGUGAAACUCGGCGCUUCUAUACUUUUAUUCAAAUAAUAUCAAUGAUGCUGUUCAGUUCGUAAACGUGUAACGUGUAUAUUGGUUGUAUGUGACGAAAUGUUCUGUUUUUUUUCUCUUCUAGACGAUAAGCAUAGCAUACCUGUUGACAUAAACACAGAUAACGAAAUAUCUGUGAGUACGCUAGAGAGAUAUAUUAUCUAAAUUUUGCUUUCCAUGCUGGCAUUAAGCACUGAUCAGGUGAUUCUCAGAUACGCUCAGUUUCUAUUUAAGAUCACUUGCGACGAUAAACACAAAUUCAGUGAAGUCCACUCUCGACGCGAUGAAGGAACCUUUCCUCGCCGCCACUGAGGACUUAACUGUUCUUGCUGACAGGAUUAAGACCGAUUUUCCAGAAUCUGUUUCGUUUUACAACAGUUUGCUCCUUCACGCCCACGGGCAUGCUCGAGCCUACUCCUUCUACACUCUAAAGGCGGCGCCACAUUCUCACGUUAUCAUGUGGUGUCGCUCAGAGAGGAAUGAGGAAUCGCAGAAAACUGAUACUUGGCUAGCCCUCCAUUGUCGCAAAGAGGAAGUUGUUUUGCUGACGGAGGCUCUGCACCAGACACGCUUGCUAGACUGGGAAGGACGGCUGUGUAUCUACCACGUCCCUGAGUACCUGAAAAAUGCGGUACAGGCAGUAGCUGCAGCCAGGACAGGUCAGGAACUAGAUCCUUCCCCAUGCUACACUUUCGUCUAUCAGCCCCAGCUGGAGGAACCAAUUAGGAGCGGUGUCGGGCUCCGCGUUUAUAGACUCGGCAGAAAAGGAGUCCGCCACAUGCUGGACACGAGCAAGUUCGACAAGAAGAAGAACUUCGACGAAAUGCUGCACCUCGUCAGGAGCGCCCCUUCGGCCGGCGUGUACGAGGACCCGAGCGUCGAAUCCGAGGCAGUCGUCGACGCAGCCAACCUCCCCUUCGGCCCGGAGGAGGAGACGCCCGUUGCAUGGAUCACGACCUCGUUCUACGGUGCCCUGGCCAUCCUCAUGACGGAGGAGAGGCACCGAGGGCGCGGUCUGGCCAAGCUAGUGACUCAAGUGGCGGCCAGGAUGCUGGCUGGCCAAGGCUACGUUCCGCACGCCCACGUCGAGGCCAUGAAUGUCCCAUCUGUUAUGAUGUUUAAGAGUCUCCCCGGUUGGCAGGAAAUGCAUGGGGUUUAUUUCAUGCACAGAGUAUAAUUCUUGUGAUACAUUAACAUCCAUGGCGUCAAUAAAGAUAUGAAUAGUUGUCACCCUUGUGAAUACUCUUAUGUAUAUACGACUUUAUCCGUAUACAUGGCAUAUGGUAAUCUUUAGCUCAAUACUAGUGGCGUUAAUUUUGACUAUGCCAUGAGUUAUUUAAUUUCAUCAUGAUUUAUUGCUCAAAAUCUGCUAAAAUCACUAUGUUGUUUACUUAUAUGCAAGCAUGUUAUCUGAGAAUAAACUAGAAAUGGUAUUUUUUUCACUCAAAUAGGUGUUCGGAUUAGUGCAGAAUGAGGUAGAAAUAAAAGUAACAUAAAUAAAAAAUGUAAAAUUU